This is a messenger RNA of Penaeus monodon (black tiger shrimp), 8240 nucleotides long. It is a transcript of the gene zip, whose product is annotated as myosin heavy chain, non-muscle-like. The record is from RefSeq and is a predicted model, not a curated record. Gene Ontology annotation, cellular component: myosin complex. Gene Ontology annotation, molecular function: cytoskeletal motor activity; actin filament binding; ATP binding. Lineage: Eukaryota; Metazoa; Arthropoda; Malacostraca; Decapoda; Penaeidae.
ACAUACUCCGGCCUCUUCUGCGUGGUGGUGAACCCCUACCGCCGCCUGCCCAUCUACACGGAGAAGGUCAUCGAGAUGUACAAGGGCAAGAAGCGCCACGAGAUGCCGCCGCACGUCUUCGCCAUCACAGACUGCGCCUACAGGUCCAUGUUGCAAGACCGCGAGGACCAGAGCAUCCUGUGCACCGGUGAAUCAGGCGCCGGAAAGACGGAGAACACCAAGAAAGUGAUCCAGUACCUAGCCUACGUGGCCGCCUCCAAGGCCAAGGCGGGAGCGUCCACGGAUGAGCAGCACACGGGCAACGUCUUCAAGUCCAACAUUGCGGGAGAAUUGGAAGCUCAGCUGCUGCAAGCCAACCCUAUUCUUGAAGCCUUCGGUAAUGCCAAGACAGUGAAGAAUGACAACUCUUCAAGAUUUGGUAAAUUCAUCCGUAUCAACUUUGACAACUCGGGAUACAUCGCCGGUGCAAACAUUGAGACGUACCUGCUGGAGAAGUCGAGAGCCAUCCGCCAAACCAGCGAUGAACGCACAUUCCACAUCUUCUACCAGCUGCUUUCUGGAGCCACUAGCCAGCAGAAGAAGGACUUCAUCCUGGAGGACCCCAAGCACUACAACUUCCUGACCUGCGGCAAGAUGCAGUUGCCAGGCAUCGAUGAGGUCGCUGAGUUCCAGGCUACUGUCAAAGCCAUGCAGAUCAUGGGCAUGAACAAUGAUGAUAUUCAGUCCGUGUUCCGCACUGUGUCUGCUGUGCUGAUGUUCGGUAACAUGCAAUUCAAGCAAGAGCGCAACUCUGACCAAGCCACUCUUCCUGACAACACUGUGGCACAACAGGUGGCUCAUCUGCUGGGUCUGAAUGUGACAGACUUGGUGCGUGGUUUCCUGAAGCCUCGCAUCAAGGUGGGCCGCGAGACAGUCACAAAAGCCCAGAACAGGGAACAGUGUGAGUUUGCUGUGGAGGCCAUUGCCAAGGCCCUGUAUGAGCGCUUGUUCAAGUGGAUUGUGAUGCGCAUCAACAGGUCACUUGAUCGCACCAAACGCCAGGGAGCUUCCUUCAUUGGCAUCCUGGAUAUUGCAGGAUUUGAAAUCUUCGCCAUGAACAGUUUUGAGCAGCUUUGCAUCAACUACACAAACGAGAAGCUGCAGCAGCUGUUCAACCACACGAUGUUCAUCUUGGAACAGGAAGAGUACCAGAGGGAAGGCAUUGAGUGGAAGUUCAUUGACUUCGGGCUUGACUUGCAGCCCACCAUUGACCUCAUUGAGAAGCCCAUGGGUAUCCUUGCCCUGCUGGAUGAAGAGUGCUGGUUCCCCAAGGCCACAGACAAGAGUUUCAUCGACAAGCUCAACAACUCGCACUCAGUUCACCCCAAGUUCUGCAAGUCUGAGUUCCGUGACAAGGCUGACUUUGCCAUCGUGCACUAUGCAGGGAAGGUAGACUACUCUGGCCAUCAGUGGCUCAUGAAGAACAUGGACCCCCUGAAUGAAAACAUUGUCUCACUCCUGCAGUGCUCUCAGGACCCCUUCAUGGUGCAGAUCUGGAAGGAUGCUGAAAUUGUGGGCAUGGCACAGCAGGCAAUGGGAGACAGUCAGUUUGGUGCUCGUACCAGGAAGGGUAUGUUCCGCACAGUCAGCCAGCUGUACAAGGAGCAACUGACCAAGCUUAUGGUCACUCUGCGCAACACCAACCCCAACUUCGUGCGUUGCAUCAUCCCCAACCAUGACAAGCGUGCAGGCAAAAUUGAUGCUGGUCUUGUGCUUGAUCAACUCAGGUGCAAUGGUGUGUUGGAAGGUAUCAGAAUCUGUCGCCAGGGCUUCCCCAACCGCAUUCCCUUCCAGGAGUUCCGUCAGCGUUAUGAGCUACUCACUCCAAACAUCAUCCCCAAGGGCUUCAUGGAUGGCAAGAAGGCCUGCGAGAUGAUGAUCCAGGCUCUGGAGCUUGAACCAAAUCUCUAUCGUAUUGGUCAGAGCAAGAUCUUCCUGAGAGCUGGUGUGCUGGCUUCCCUGGAAGAGGAGAGGGACAUCAAGAUGACAGACCUGAUUGUGCAGUUCCAGGCUUACUGCAGAGGUAUGUUGGCUCGCAAGAACUACCAGAAGAGGCUCCAGCAGCUCAAUGCCAUCAGGAUCAUCCAGCGCAACUGUGCAGCAUACCUCAAGCUGCGCAACUGGCAAUGGUGGAGGCUGUACACUAAGGUGAAGCCUCUCCUUCAGGUGACCAAACAAGAAGAAAAGCUGGUGCAGAAAGAAGAAGAGCUUCGUACCAUCCAGUCUGUGCUGGAGGGCCAGAAGAAGACCAACAAGGAGAUCGAGAUGAAGUUCCAGCAAGCCAUGCAGGAGAAGAAUGUCCUGGCUGAACAGCUCCAGGCAGAAACUGAACUGUGUGCAGAAGCAGAGGAAAUGAGAGCAAGAUUGUUGGCCCGCAAGCAGGAACUGGAAGACAUCCUCCAUGACAUGGAAACUCGCCUUGAGGAGGAGGAAGAGCGAACAGGAAACCUCACUUCAGAAAAGAAGAAGCUCCAGCUGCAGAUCCAGGACUUGGAAGAACAACUUGAGGAGGAAGAAGCUGCACGCCAAAAGCUCCAACUGGAGAAGGUGCAAGCGGACGGCAAAAUCAAAAAGCUGGAGGAGGAUUAUGCUCUCAUGGAAGACAUGAACCAGAAGAUGACUAAGGAAAAGAAGAUGCUGGAGGAGAGGUCAAUGGAUGUUACCAGCACACUAGCAGAAGAAGAGGAGAAGUCCAAACACCUGAUGAAACUCAAGGCCAAGCAUGAGUCCAUGCUUACAGAGCUCGAAGACAGAAUCAAGAAGGAACAGCAAAGCAGGUCAGAACUGGAACGUGCUAAGAGACGCUGUGAGACAGACCUGAACGACCUUAAGGAACAGCUCAAUGAGAAGAAGAAUCAGAUCCAUGAAGUACAAAUCCACCUUGCCAAACGUGAAGAGGAGCUUGCCCAAGCAAUGAUGCGUGUAGAUGAGGAAGCUGCUGCUAAGUCACAGCUGCAGAAGAGCAUGAGGGAGGUAGAAUCCCAGCUGAAUGAGCUUCAGGAGGACCUUGAAGCCGAGAGGAACCUCAGGGCUAAGGCAGAGAAACAGAAGAGGGACUUGAAUGAGGAGCUGGAGGCCCUGAAGAAUGAACUUCUGGAUUCCUUGGACACUACUGCAGCACAACAGGAGCUGCGCACCAAGAGGGAGGAGGAGCUUGCCAGUCUCAAAAAAAGCCUCGAGGAUGACCAGACCAUUCAUGAGCAGCAAAUUGCAGAGCUGCGCCAGAAACAGAGUCAUGCUCUUGAAAAUCUGAACCAAGAGAUUGACCAGCUCAAGAAGAGCAAGAUGACAGUUGACAAAGUCAAGAGUCAACUUGAGGCUGAAAAUGCUGAUCUAGCCAAUGACCUCAAGAGCACCAUACUGAGCAAACAAGAAAGUGAAAAGAAGAGAAAGCAGUGUGAAUCCAUGAUUUCUGACUUGCAGCAAAAGAUUGCGGAGUCUGACAGAACUAAGUCUGACAUGCAGGAACGUCUUGGCAAAUUGGAGCAGGAACUGAAUGCUGCCAACAUGGCCAUGGAAGAAGCAGACUCCAAGGCCAUGUCAGCCAACAAUCAGCUGAAGAGCCUGGAGGCUCACUUGCAGGAGACUCAGGGCUUGCUGGAGGAGGAGACCCGCCAAAAGCUCAACCUCAACUCCCGCUUGAGAGCCUUGGAGCAGGAGAAGGACCAACUGCAGGAAGCUCUGGAGGAGGAGGAGGGAUCCAAGCGCAAUCUGGAAAAGCAGGUCGCCACCCUCCAGGUCCAACUCAGCGAGGCUAAGAAGAAGGCUGAGGAAGAGUCCAACAACUCCCAGCAGCUGGAGGACACCCGCAAGAGGCAGAUGAAGGAGCUGGAGGAACUGCGUGCUCGCCUGGCUGAGCUGGAAGCCACCAACGAGAAACUAGAGAAGAGCAAGAGGAAGUUGCAAGCUGAGCUGGAAGAUGCCCAGGUGGACAUCGAUACCAACAGGGCUAAGGUGGUGGAACUGGAGAAGAAGCAGCGCAACUUUGACAAGAUGCUUAAUGAAGAGAAGAGCAACUUUGAAUUGUGCCAGCAGGAGAAGGAGAAUGCUGAGCGUGAGGCCAGGGAGAAGGAGACCAAGAUUCUUUCUCUUAAUAGGACACUAGAAGAAUACAUGGACCGCAUUGAGGAACUGGAAACAGGCAAGAAGCGACUACAGAUUGAACUGGAUGACCUUAUCUCAACCCGAGGAACAGCUGACAAGAAUGUCCAUGAACUGGAGAAGGCAAAACGUGCUCUGGAGUCCCAGUUGGCUGAACAGAAGACCCAGAUUGAAGAACUUGAGGAUGAACUCCAGUUGACUGAAGAUGCCAAACUUCGCCUUGAAGUCAACAUGCAGGCAAUGAAGGCACAGUUCGAGCGUGAUCUCAACGCACGUGAAGAGCAGGGAGAAGAGAAGCGCCGUGGCCUGCUCAAACAGCUGCGAGAACUAGAGGCCGAACUUGAGGAGGAACGCAAACAGCGCACUGCAGCUGUCACAGCACGUAAGAAGCUUGAGGGAGACCUCAAGGACAUGGAAGGACAGUUGGAGAUGAAUGGCAAGGUAAAGGAUGAUGCCCUCAAACAGCUCAAGCGUGCAGGAGCACAACUGAAAGAAUACCAGAGAGAGGCAGAAGAGAGCCGAGCGUCGCGUGAGGAAAUGUCAGCACAGUACAAGGACCUGGAAAGGAAAAUCAAGAUUAUGGAAACUGAGCUCCUGCAGUAUCAGGAAGACCUCAGUGCAGCAGAGAGAGCACGCAAGAAUGCAGAGAGUGAACGAGAUGAACUCCAGGAAGAGCUCAACCAGUACACAUCCAAGGCCACCCUCAGUGCUGAUGAGAAGAAGAGGUUAGAGGCAAGAAUUUCAUCACUGGAAGAAGAAUUAGAGGAAGAACAAAGCAAUGUCGAGGUUCUCAUGGACAAGAUGCGCAAGAACCAGCUCGCUAUGGAACAGCUACAGACAGACUACAACACAGAGAAGUCAUCUGUGGUGAAAUUGGAAGGACAGCGCUCAAUGCUGGAACGACAGAACAAGGAGCUCAAGGCCAAGCUUGCCGAGAUGGAGGCUGAAGUGCGAUCCAAGACCAAGGCCACCAUUGCAGCCCUUGAGUCUAAGGUCAGCAACCUGGAGGAGCAGCUGGAGGUUGAGGCACGUGACCGUCUGGCACAGGCGAAGGCCAACCGCAAAUUGGAGAAGAAGCUGAAGGAGCUUGUCAUGCAGGUGGAGGAUGAACGAAGACACGCAGACCAGUACAAGGAGCAACUGGAUAAGUCAAAUGCUCGAGUCAAGCAACUGAAGCGCAGUGUAGAGGAGACAGAAGACGAGCUUUCCAAAGAAAAGAUGCAGCGUCGCAAGGCCCAGCGUGAAGUUGAAGACAUGAUGGAGUCGCAGGAGGCUCAGAACAGAGAGAUUUCAUCCCUGAAGACGAAACUCAGGCGUGGCGGUGCUGGGAUCAGUUCCCGCCUUGACUUCCUCGGAAUGAAGCGCGGGUCGAUCGCAGCUGCCAGUGACGACUCACAGAACGCAGACGACUCAGUGGACGGGGAGGAAGAUGCCACCAAGUGAGCAGUCGGCCCACCUGGGCAGAAAGUGGCUGCCCCAGGACACACCUCUGUGUACUGAUCACCCCAGAGAUUGGAAAGGGACUCAAAGGACACUCAUGAAAAGGGGUUGAAAGGAUAUUAAUUUGAUCCAAGAUGGUGAUUUAUAAAAUUUCAAGAGAAUGUGAUUUUUUAAAGAUUAGUAAAAAAGAAAGAAAUUCAGAAGGUGAUGUGUUGCAAAUACGCUUCAUUGUAAGUUAAUAUCUGAAAUGUCAAAAUUGAAAUAGCAGCAUUGUCCUGUGAGCUGCAUUUAUCAACAAAAAUUGCAUACACAGCAGUUUCAUUAUAGUAUGGAUGGUAAACUUUCCUUUGGUUUUCUCAAUGGAAAUAUUUAUAUAUUAACACAAUUUUCAUCUUUCCUGAAAGGAGAAAAUAAAAUAAAAAUUGUAAUGCAAAAUUAGGAAAAUUUGAUUAUAAGAUUAUGUAAAAAUUUCUCCUAAGGUGUGUCUCUAUGUUGAACUAGUUGCCAUAUUAUAGCCUUGCACCAUGAGUGAACUGACAAAUUGUAUUCAACAUUCCAGGAAAAUAGGGCUUAUCAACGUUGGCAUAUUUGUACUUAAUAGUAAGGAGGGAAGAUUAAUUGGAUAGGAUCUAUGGUUACAAAAUGAAAAAUAAUAAAAGCACAAAGUUGCCUCUCCUAAUCCCCAACAAUUUUCUACCCAUAUGAGGAAGCUGGUACAUCAGGUACCAUAAGAUAGCAUGAGGUAGAGAUUAGUUGUUGGGGGUGAGGACCUGGCCGAUAACCUUAGGUGAAUUGGCGUGGAAGGGAACAGCACAGUGGUUGCCAAGCAAUACAGGGCUGUCCCAUUUGAUAGAGGUUGGAUAUACAAGUACACUCGUGGCUGAAGGGUUGGUGUGCACUGCCAGGUAUGUCUUUUCCUCAUGCCUGUGAGAGACGCACACCGACCCUACCACCUGGUGAUGCCAGCAGUGCGAAAGGAGCUCAAUGGCUCAGGCAAUAUUUGCCAAUGGACAUCAAAUGAUAUGAAGUGUGCCUCGGCACACAACUUUUUUUACUGUCAUAAUAGAUUUUCCUAACUUUGUAUCAAACUAACCGUGAAUGCUUCCAAUCUGCUACAUUUGUAUAGAUUAAAUAAUAAUGGAUGAACUAACAUAUUACCAUUAGUUAAGAGCUGCCUAUAUGAUUAUUAUUAUUGUUAUGUAAUAUCAGUGAGUAUCUUGUAUAGUCGCCCGGCCAAUUAGCAAUGCAGUCUUUCUUAUCCAUCCUGUACUCUUUUAUUGCUAUUUUAUUUAGAACUCAUUAACUCUCCUAGUACUUCUUUCUCCUUUUUAUAACUGAUGUUUUUUGUUGCUUUGUUUAUUUAACUUUCUAUUUAGUUGUAUUUACUGGUUGUAAUCUUAGGCUUAUUAUUUAUCUUGAACCUUCCAAGUGACCUUAAAAAAAGCUUAAAAAAAGAAAAAAAAGAAAAAAGAUUUUGACUCAUUGCUCAUCAUCAAGUCCCAAUCUUCUCACUUCUUAUUGUAAAUCAUUCCCAGUUCUGUAGGAAGAGUAUAUGCCUUAUAGAUGUAGAACAAAGCUAGGGGGAGUAAUGAAUAACUAAUUAUAAACUGAAGUAGCCGUAGAGGGUAAAUACGGAAAUGAUAUACACUUGUACAGGGUGGCCAUAAGAAAUGUUUCCCUUUUUCUUUUCUUUUCUUUUUUUUUUUUUCCAAGUAGCCGUAAUGUCUUUUUGAAAUUGUGAUUUAAAAGUAUGAAAGCUUCUAUAAGGUGCUUUGUUUUUGAUAUUGCUAAUGCAUUUGUUAAUUUGAACUUUUUUGAUCAGGUAUCGUAUGAACUAGGAAGAAUUUCAGUCGAGCCAAUUUUUCUAUAUAAAUAAAAGAGCAGGGUACACUAGCUUACCAGUGAAGUUUAGGCCAGAGAAGUUCCAUGGAGACUCGUCAGUUUGGAAGCACAAGUAUAUUCAUGAUUGAGGAUGAUGUAUCUCGAGUCUGGAAAUUGUUUUAUUUUUCUGGCUUUUUUUAUGGUUUUCAAUUGUGAGUCUUAUAAUUUAUCAUAAGUCAAUAACAGGCUCAAGCAAUCUUUACCAAUUUUGUUUUAAGAGAAAUGCCAUUAAUAAGUCUCUCAUUCCAAAAGAAGUGGAGGAAUUAGGUACUGUUAAGAAGAAAUUGUCUUUUUAUUUUUUUAUUUUUUUUUUUAUAAUUGUGUAAUCACUUCAGCAUACCGUAAUGUCUGGGCCUCCUCACACGUGGGGACAUGUACCGUCCAAACACGCAGGAAAAGCCAUAUGCGUGAAGCCCUGCAGUGCCACAGGGCCAUGGCUGGAGUGAUGCUGGUUGUUGUUGUUCCUAUUCAGGGGGAAAAUGUGCCAAGUGCAUUAUUAGUUAAGAGUUGAUCGAUUUACAGGUGAUGAACAACUAACAGAUAUAUAUAUAUAUAUACACACACACAUACACAAAGACAGAACACAUCCGUGGGUCUCCUGUCCCUGAUCUUGUAUUUCUUUUUUAGGGUUUUUAAAGUAGGAGGAGGUUUCCUUGCUCAUGUUCACAUUACGGAUUAUGUCAGAAUGUGUUACACAAUGAUUUGUAUUUUGUAAUGUUACUCUUCUGUGUAUACUUGGGAUGUGCUCCAGCUGACUUGCAAUAAAUGGCCUUGACAAA